Hibiscus syriacus is the source of this 807-nucleotide messenger RNA. Its product is annotated as PI-PLC X domain-containing protein At5g67130-like. The record is from RefSeq and is a predicted model, not a curated record. Gene Ontology annotation, molecular function: phosphoric diester hydrolase activity. Lineage: Eukaryota; Viridiplantae; Streptophyta; Magnoliopsida; Malvales; Malvaceae. The transcript has 6 exons. Gene Ontology annotation, biological process: lipid metabolic process. Bases 105 to 671 code for a protein of 188 amino acids.
GUUUUCUCAGCCAAAAAGAAGAAGAAAACCCCAAAUUUAUUCCACAAUAAAACCCACUCUGUCCAUGAGGAUUGCACCUUGCAGUCCUUCAAAACACCAACAAAAUGAAUCUUUUUCAGAAUCUGGAUUUGGUCACUGCUAUUUCUGUGUUUCUCAGUAUUGCUUCAGCUUGCUCUAAUGGACAGUGCAAGUUGCUUGACGAAUGUUCUUCGGAUGGAGAUUGCGAGGCUGGGCUGUAUUGUUUCGCUUGCCCACAAGGGUUUUCAGGUUCCAGAUGCGUGAGAUCAACCAUUACAAACCAACUCCAGCUUCUGAAUAACUCUCUUCCUUUCAACAAAUACGCCUUCUUGACAAUCCACAAUGCAUAUGCCAUCGAUGGAUACCCUUUGCAUACCCCAAUUCCUCGAGUUACCUUUACCAAUCAAGAAGACAUGAUCACUCCUCAGCUCAACAAUGGAGCCAGAGGGUUGAUGUUCGACACUUACGAUUUCGAUGGAGAUGUGUGGAUGUGCCAUUCAUUUGGAGGACAAUGUCAUGACAUUACUGCAUUUAGGAGCGAAGGAGGAGGAUCAUUCCAAGCUGUGGACACUUUGAAUGGGAAGUUGUUAUGUGGAUGUGAUGAUAUCCAUGCAUGUGUGCCUGGAUCAACAUCAGGGGCCUGCACACCAUAAGAUGAAUUACAGGCAGAGGAUGUGGUGAAGACUUGACUACAUCAACAUUUUAUGAUUCAAUGAAUUCCCUCUUGUUGUAAGAACAUUGGUUGUAUACAAAUACAAGCAUAUGAUACCAUAAUAUAUAUAUAUAUAU